AUGAGCGGCCCCUACCCGGAGGAGAGCUGCGCCGAGCGCCCCGAGUGCAAAAGUAAAUCGCCAACUUUGCUGUCCUCCUACUGCAUCGACAGCAUCCUGGGCCGGCGCAGCCCCUGCAAGGUGCGGCUGCUCGGCGCCGCGCCCAGCCUGCCCGCCAUCGCCGCCCGCCCCGACGCCGACAAGGCCGCGCAAGGGUCCCCCAAGGGCAGCCCCCCGUUCGAGCCGGCCGAGCUCCACCUGCCCCCCAAACUGCGCCGGCUCUACGGGCCGGGCGGGGGCCGGCUGCUGCCGCCGGGGGCGGCAGGGCCGCGGGGGGACCGGCCGGAGGGGCGGCCGGAGGGGGGCGCCGGCCCCGUGCCCGCCGCCGCCCCGUGGGACACGCUGAAGAUCAGCCAGGCGCCCCAGGUCAGCAUCAGCCGCAGCAAGAGCUACCGCGAAAACGCGCCCUUCGUGGCGCCGCCGCCCGCCCGGGACGAGCUGGGCAGCCCCGCCGCGCACGUCGAGGAGCGGCCGGGCCCCGCCGCGCCGGCCGCCGAGGAGGAGGAGGAGGAGGACGAAGAGAUGCUGGAGGAGGAGGACGAGGAGGAAGAGGAGCUGGAGGACGACGAGGAGGAGGAGCUGCUGGGCGAGGACGGCGGGGGGCUGCUGAAGGAGGCCCGCCGGGGCGCUGCCGCGGCCCCCGGGGCGGAGGGCGGGGAUCUGUCCCCCAAGGAGGAGCUGCUGCUGCACCCCGAGGACGGCGAGGGCAAGGACGGCGAGGAGAGCGUCUGCCUCUCAGCCGGCAGCGACUCCGAGGAGGGGCUGCUCAAGAGGAAGCAGCGCCGCUACCGCACCACCUUCACCAGCUACCAGCUGGAGGAGCUGGAGAGGGCCUUCCAGAAAACCCACUACCCCGACGUCUUCACCAGGGAGGAGCUGGCCAUGAGGCUCGAUCUGACCGAAGCCCGAGUGCAGGUAUGGUUCCAGAACCGUAGGGCUAAGUGGCGGAAGAGGGAAAAGGCUGGGGCUCAGACACACCCCCCAGGUUUGCCUUUCCCUGGUCCCCUGUCAGCAACUCACCCCCUCAGUCCAUACCUUGAUGCUAGUCCUUUCCCUCCUCAUCACCCAGCUCUAGACUCCGCCUGGACCGCCGCCGCCGCCGCCGCCGCGGCCGCCGCCUUCCCCAGCCUGCCGCCGCCGCCCCCCGGCUCCGCGGCGCUGCCCCCCGGCGGGACCCCGCUCGGCCUCGGCACCUUCCUGGGCGCGGCCGUGUUCCGCCACCCCGCCUUCAUCAGCCCCGCCUUCGGCAGGCUCUUUUCCACCAUGGCCCCCCUGGGCAGCGCCUCCAGCGCCGCGGCCCUGCUGCGGCAGCCGGCGCCGGCCGCCGAGGGCGCGGUGGGCUCGGCGGGGCUGGGGGACCCGGCCAGCGCCGCCGCCGACCGGCGGGCCUCCAGCAUCGCCGCCCUGCGGCUGAAGGCCAAGGAGCACGCCGCCCAGCUCACCCAGCUCAACAUCCUCCCCGGGAGCAGCACGGGGAAAGAGGUGUGCUAA
This is a messenger RNA of Gavia stellata (red-throated loon), 1530 nucleotides long. It is a transcript of the gene ARX, whose product is annotated as aristaless related homeobox. Bases 1 to 1530 code for a protein of 509 amino acids. The transcript is spliced from 5 exons. NCBI's taxonomy places the organism in Eukaryota, Metazoa, Chordata, Aves, Gaviiformes, Gaviidae. Gene Ontology annotation, molecular function: RNA polymerase II transcription regulatory region sequence-specific DNA binding; DNA-binding transcription factor activity, RNA polymerase II-specific. The record is from RefSeq and is a predicted model, not a curated record. Gene Ontology annotation, biological process: regulation of transcription by RNA polymerase II.